AUGCCGGGCUUGGUCGACAGCAAGUCUCACUUCAAGACUAUCCAGCAGUUCGAAGCAGACUAUGCCCCCGCCAGGUUCUCUCAAUAUGAGUCUUCGAGGACUGGCAUGAGGGUCGUCGUCGUUGACCGCAAGGGUCCCAAGGUCAACGGCUACUUUGCCCUGGCUACCGAGAUCCACGACGAUUCAGGCGCUCCGCACACUCUGGAGCACCUCUGCUUCAUGGGCUCGAGAAGCUACAAGUACAAGGGCGUGCUCGACCGUCUGGCCACGAGAGCUUACUCGAACACGAAUGCCUGGACUGCCACUGACCACACCGCCUACACCCUGGACACGGCCGGCUGGGAUGGCUUUGCCCAGAUCCUCCCCGUUUACCUCGAGCACGUCUUGCUCCCGACCUUGACCGACGAGGGAUGCUACACCGAAGUCCAUCACAUUGAUGGCACGGGCAAGGACGCCGGUGUCGUCUACUCCGAGAUGCAGGGGGUGCAGAACACCCAGGGAGAGCUCAUGGAACUCCAGGCCCGCCGCCUCCUUUACCCCGAGGGCAACGGUUUCCGCUACGAGACUGGCGGCAUGAUGGAACAGCUGCGCGUGCUCACCGCAGACCGCAUUCGCGCAUUCCACAAGGACAUGUACCAACCAAAGAACCUCUGCCUUGUCAUCACCGGGGAAGUGGACCACGAGAACCUCCUCUCCAUCCUGGACAGGUUCGAGGACGGCAUCCUGGAUGCUAUGCCCCCUCUGGACGCGCCCUUCAAGAGGCCGUGGGUUGACUCGGACCCGACGCUUCCCCUGACCAAGACCAUCAUCGACACCGUCGAGUUUCCCGAAGACGACGAGUCCACAGGAGAGAUUCUGAUAGGCUUCUUCGGCCCCAAGUGCAACGACAUUCUCAACGGUACGGCCAUGGACGUGCUCCUCACCUACCUGGCCGAGUCUUCUGUUUCGCUGCUCGAGAACGUCAUUGUCGAGAAAGAGCAGAUUGCAAGCGCCGUCUACUACCAGACGGACAACCGAACAGACACGGUUGUGUGGUUCACGCUCAGCGCCGUCGCCACCGAGAAGCUCUCGGAGGUUGAGAAGAGGUUCUUCGAGAUUCUCAAGGAGGCCGCCUCAAAGCCUGUCGACAUGACAUACAUGUCCGACUGCAUCGAUCGCUUGAAGAAACAGGUCAUGCUCACGACAGAGAACUCGCUGGACAGGUUCGCCGACGCCAUCAUCCAGGACCACCUUUUCGGCGAGCGGGACGGAUCGACCCUCUACGACGGCCUGCACUCACUGAAGGUGUUUGAAACCCUGAAGAAGUGGACCGACAAGCAGUGGCGAGACUUCUUGUCCAAAUGGCUUGCGGAUGCCCAUCACGUGUCCAUCCUGGGCGUCCCCUCACGGAAGCUUUCCAAGAAGCUCAAGAGCGACGAGAAAGCUCGCGUGAAGGACCAGCGAGAGCGUCUUGGCGAGGCAGGCCUGAAGAAGCUCGCUCAAAAACUCGACGAAGCCAAGGCUGAGAACGACAAGCCAAUCCCCCCGGAAAUUCUAGAGUCGUUCAAGGUCCCUGGCGUGGAGUCGAUUCACUUCAUCCCGACGACGACUGCCCGCUCCGGUCUCGCCAAGCAGUUGGGCAGCCUCGACAACGACGUUCAAAACCAUGUCGACCAGGACAAGAGUGAUAUCCCGCUCUUCAUUCACUUCGAAUCCAUACCAACCAACUUUGUUCACGUGAGCUUCGUCCUCUGCACAGGCUCGAUCCCGUUGCACCUCAAGCCUCUUCUGACGGUCUAUAUUAACAACUUCUUUACCACCCCGAUCGUACGCGACGGGAAGCGCUUGGAAUUCGAGCAGGUUGUGACGGAGCUUGAGAAAGACACCGUCACCUACCGGAUUGACGCGGGCUCUGCCAUUGGAAACUCCGAGCUUCUGCGCGUCAGGCUGUCUGUCGAGCGCGAGAAGUACGAGACGGCCAUAAACUGGCUCAAGGACAUUCUCUUCAACAGCGUUUUCGAUGUGGAGAGGCUGAAGGCUACCCUCACCAAGAUGCUGGCCGACAUUCCGGAUGAGAAGCGGAGUGGCCACGACAUGGCCUAUGCCGUCGACUCCAUGCUCCACUACGCACCAAUUUCCUCCAGCCGUACGCAGAACACGCUAGUCAAGGCUCUGUACCUGAAGCGCAUCAACAAGCUGCUUGCGAAGGAUCCUGAUGCUGUGAUAGGCCGUCUGGAGGACCUGCGCAAGAGUCUCUUGCGUUUCUCGAACAUGCGUGUUCUCAUUGUCGCCGACGUCCCGAAGCUUCCCGAUCCGGUGGCCGCAUGGAGGCCCUUCGUGGCCAGUCUCGACACGACCCAGCCGCUUGCGCCGCUGGAUUCUCGCAAGGACGCGCUCAGCGACGCGGCCAAGAACCCGGGUCAAUUCAACUACAUGAUCCCCAUGCCCACCAUCGACUCGUCGUACGCUCUCUUCACUGCGCGCGGCCCGGACUCGUACCAGCACCCUUCGCUGCCCGCCCUCAUGGUUGCUCUCUCGUAUCUCGAGGCUGUCGAGGGGCCUCUCUGGGUCGCUGUGCGCGGCACUGGCCUCGCGUACGGCACAUCGUUCGCGCGCGGCACCGACACCGGCCUCCUCGGCUACCGCAUCUACCGGUCGCCCGACACAUUCAAGGCGUACAGCACGAGCCGUGGCGUCGUCGAGGACUUCAUUUCGGGUGCUCGCCCGUUCGAAAAGCACGCGCUUGAGGGCGCCAUCAGCACCAUUGUCGAAGGGUUCGCCGACGAGCAGCCGACCAUGGUGUCGGCCGCGACGCUCGGCUUCGUCAACCAGGUCGUCAAAGGCAUCCCCAAGGACUGGAACAAGGGCAUGCUGGAGAAGGUGCGCGAGGUUGGCGUGGACGACAUCAAGGCCGUGCUGAAGGAAUUCGUGUUGCCCGUUUUCCUGCCAGGUAAGGCGAAUGUGGUCGUCACCUGCGCCACCAUCAUGGAAGAAGAUCUCAAGAAGAACCUCGAAUCCGUGGGAUUCAAGCCAGAGGUCCGCACCUUGGCGUCUUUCCAGGACGACUACGGGCUCAAGCCUGAGCCUGGCGACGAGGAAGAUGAGGCUGAGGACGAUGAAGAUGACGACGAUGAUGACGACGACGACGACGACGACGACGACGACGACGAAGAGGAAGAGGGCAGCGAAGAUGACACCGAGGACGACGAAGGCGACGCAGAGUAG
Diplodia corticola is the source of this 3204-nucleotide messenger RNA. RefSeq names its product zinc metalloprotease. Gene Ontology annotation, molecular function: metal ion binding. The coding region runs from base 1 to 3204 and encodes 1067 amino acids. The transcript has 7 exons. NCBI's taxonomy places the organism in Eukaryota, Fungi, Ascomycota, Dothideomycetes, Botryosphaeriales, Botryosphaeriaceae. The record is from RefSeq and is a predicted model, not a curated record.